GUUACCUGCAGUUUGUUCUUUAUCUCAGUAACAAUGAGUCAAUUACGAUCUCUGUACAUGUUACUGCACGAAGAUUUUAGAGAAGUAAUAAAAUCGAAAGACGUGGAUUUACAAAUAAAGCAAAUUGUUCGACGACAUUCAGCGCUUUCAGACCUGUUAAUUGAGAUGAGUGACGCGUUUGGCGCUAUUUUCACUAUCCAUGUUCUAUUUUUGUCAGUUACGAUUUGUUUCUAUGGAAUUGCCGCAAGAAUUAAUGCUAGACUAGAGGAUUUGAAUAAUUUUCUGAUUUCGGUAAUAACUGCAGUCAAUAUUUACAACUGCUGCAGACACGGUCAACUCGUCACCGAUUCGGCUGUAGAUGUCGCAACUGUUGCAUACGAUAGUGUUUGGGAGGAUCUAUCGUGUAAACAUAUGAAGAUCAUUCUGCUUGCAAUAUUAAGGUCACAGCAAGCUUCUUACAUCCGCUCCAUGAAAUGCUCUGAAAUUUCUUUGAAGACAUUUAUAACGAUUAUGAAUAUGACUUGGUCCUUUAUCUCUUUGGUUACAAAGCUGUAUCAAGACUAAUGGAUUUCUUGUUGUAUAU
Messenger RNA from Vanessa tameamea, 583 nucleotides. RefSeq names its product odorant receptor 85c-like. Lineage: Eukaryota; Metazoa; Arthropoda; Insecta; Lepidoptera; Nymphalidae. The coding region runs from base 34 to 564 and encodes 176 amino acids. The record is from RefSeq and is a predicted model, not a curated record. The transcript has 6 exons. Gene Ontology annotation, cellular component: plasma membrane. Gene Ontology annotation, biological process: sensory perception of smell; detection of chemical stimulus involved in sensory perception of smell. Gene Ontology annotation, molecular function: olfactory receptor activity; odorant binding.